This is a messenger RNA of Scatophagus argus, 3326 nucleotides long. RefSeq names its product germ cell-specific gene 1-like protein. The record is from RefSeq and is a predicted model, not a curated record. The transcript is spliced from 7 exons. Bases 1086 to 2579 code for a protein of 497 amino acids. Gene Ontology annotation, cellular component: plasma membrane. Lineage: Eukaryota; Metazoa; Chordata; Actinopteri; Scatophagidae.
UAUAGGGAGCAAAAGGGAGGGAAAGGAACAGAUGGACUUGUGGGGAUUAGAGGGAAAUCUGGGUGGGUUUCUGACAGAAACUCACCCAAGACGGAGGAGGGAGUGACGAGGGAGAACACAGGAAAGGUGAAGAAAACCGAAUCUCUGCUCGAGGAGAAGUGAAGGAAGCACAGGGAAGGUGGUCGUCCGUACAAAGACAGAGAUGAGAGUCAGUGGGCAUUAAUCUCAUCCACCUAACCCUGCAAGAUUAACACAGAUUAGCAGGUCCAGAGGUAGGCCUCAGAUAAAGGACUAAUCGCCCCUUUGCGAGCUCAAUCCUCUCCCAGAGAGGUGGGGAACAGGUUGAGGAACGGGAUGUGCCCUGAGAGCGGGACUGAUUAGUUUCAAAAUCCGCAUGAUAAGAUUUAGACGUUUAUCUUCGCCCAAGAGGGAAGCAGCAGAAUCAGAAGAACCGAGAAGGAAACGAGACGUGAUGGCGGUGGAGACAUGGGACAGUGCGGCAGCUCGGUGAGAGGAAAUGCGGUGAGCCAAACGCCCUGCUUGGCUCGUGCUGUGACCACAAGAAGAAAGGAAGUUUGAAUCUGAUGAACUACUUUUUUUUCUGCAGAGGAGUCCAACCUCUGGCCUGCACAUCUGUCUCCUGUCUUACUCACUGAAAGUGAUUAAAUCCCUCAUCUUUCUCCACUCUGCUGUCCUCUGACCUCCGCCCGCUGACUGGUCUCCUUCCUCGAACCCCUCCCUCCCUCCUGCAUCUCUCCACCCAGCCCUCUUUUCAGAUUCCCCUCUGGCCUUUGUUCCACUUCUCAUACAUCCCUAAUCCCUGCUCUCUCUCUCUCGCUUUCUUCCAUUCUACCAUCCUCCAUGAAUCAAUCACCACAGCAACCCGCCACACCCAACUCAGCGGAUUCCCAUCUGGACUUUUCACCGUGGUGUCACGGAAACCUCCUGGCUCCUAUGAUCCUCAUCCUGAUUGGUCAACAGAACCCGUCGGGCUGUUGGUGCCACUUUUGAAUCAGGUUGAAGCACGCUCUUUGGUCAUAACUGGUCUCAUUUCUCUCUGGGUUUCUUUGAGUCGACAAGCAGCCAUGCUGGAGAACAUGUCCAGACGCAAUCGUUCCCUGCUGUCCCUUUCCCUCACCUCAUUGGCCCUAACGCUGUCCGUCUCGGCUUUCUGCACCUCCUAUUGGUGUGAGGGAACACACAAAGUGGUGAAGCCUCUCUGCCUGUCACCCGUCAAGAUGAAGAACUGCGGCCAGAACAACAGCCAGCCGUACACCACAGAGGCCCCCACCCCGGACCCGAGGAACCCGGUGUCCAACGUGACGCUCUCUCCUCUGCAGAAGGAGGAGCUGGCCAGGAUAAAGAGGAAGCAGCUGGCCAACGCCGUCCACUACAUCUGGGAGACGGGCGAAGACAAGUACAUGCUGCGUUACUUCCACACCGGCUUCUGGCUGUCCUGUGAGAAGCACAACGAAGGUAAUGAUCAGGAAGAAAAGUGUCGCAGUUUCAUCGAACUGACUCCAGGAGAGACACAAGGUGUCCUCUGGCUUUCGGUCAUCAGUGAGUUCAUGUACAUCGGUCUUCUGGCCAUGGGCUUCCUGCUGAUGUGUGUGGAAGCGAUUUGUCUCUGUGCCAAGAGGGAGAUGAACGCCCUCAAGAUCAACGCCUUUGCUGCCAUGUGCACGGUCCUCUCAGGUAUGAUGGGGAUGGUAGCCCACAUGAUGUACACCACAGUGUUUCAGAUGACUGUGAGCAUCGGGCCCAAAGACUGGAGACCACAGACGUGGGACUAUGGAUGGUCUUUUGCCAUGGCGUGGCUGUCGUUCAGCUGCUGCAUGGCAGCCGCCGUGGCCACCCUCAACUCCUACACCAAGACCAUCAUCGAAAUGAAGCACCGGGCCCGGGUGAGGCUGGAGGAGAUCCGCGCUGCUGCCCGCGCCCCCUCCUAUGAGGAGGUCGUCCGCGCUGGUGGUGGAGGUGUUUACUCUGUCAGUCAGCUGAUUCAGCUUGGCCAACAGGGGGCGCUCAUGGACCCUCUGUGGCCCAGAGGAGUGGGACCAGCUGUCGGACAUUUGGCGUGUGGCGCUGGGGGAGCUCUUCUUGUUGGCGGGGGAAGUAUUGGAGUUGGAGGGAUGGGUGCUGUGGGCAUGGGAAUGGGAGGAGUUGGAAUGGGAGGAAUAGGAGCAGGAGCAGUUGGUGUUGGAGGAAAUGGAGUUGGAAUGGGAAUGGGAGCAGCAGGAGGAGUUGGGGGAAUCGGCAUAGGAGGGAGUGGAAAUGUAAUAGGAGGAUUGGGAAUGGGAGCAGCAGGAGGAGUUGGGGGAAUCGGCAUAGGAGGGAGUGGAAAUGUAAUAGGAGGAUUGGGAAUGGGAGCAGCAGGAGGAGUUGGGGGAAUGGGUUUUGGGACAGUGGGAACACUGGGCGGAGUGGGAGGAGCUGGAGUGGGAGGGGGGAGGCUGGUAGACCAUCACGGUGUGGUUAUCGUGGAGGGAUGUGGCACUGAGGGAUGUGAAGACUGUGAACGGGAGAUGGACGAGAUAGAUUACACUCUGCAGGAGGAGAGAGAGGACUCACUCUGCUGAGACUUUGGAGGUCGGAGAACAAACAUCUUAGCAGGAUUGACUCUACUCUUCGUAUUUGAUCCGAUGCAUUCCAGGACCUGAACACAUACCUUCAAAAACCUCUACUGUUUUUUUUGUAUAUGCCGUUUCCAGCAGCAAUUGUAGCAUCUCUAUGCUGUUUUCAAGCUGUGUCAUUUGCCUGCUUGGGGACAGAAAGAUGCACAGCUCCAACACAGUGUUGGUUUACCACGGUGUUACAGCUAAAAGGUUAGCAGAGAAUCACCUUCUUCCACCUCCAGCAGACACAAAACAUUCAUCAUCAUCCCACUGCAGUCGUGUUUCUGGCCAUCAGAUGAGUGUAAGUCCAACAAUCAGCGUCCUUUUAGCUCUGCUUUGGCUUCCACCAACAGAAAGACCUUCUGGUUCUCGUUGAUUCUGGUCUCUAUCAGUUAUGUUUAACAUGCAUAACAUAACAUGAACUGUUAAUGACUGUUUUUUUGCUAGCAUUUGGAUUGACCUGGAGGCUGAAUGCUGAAAAAAUGAUUGCUUCUUUUUCAGUGAAGCUGUAAUCCUAUAAUAUUUUUUAGUUAUGUUAAAAGGACAAUAAUGUGGCGAUGUCAGUGUGUGUCUACUAUGAUUUUAUAUUCUGUUGAAAUCCUGCCAAUACUCUGCUUGCAUUACUAUUACUGGCAUUUUCUUUUGUUACGAAGUUGUUAUAUGACAUCAAAUUUUGCAACAAACAGAUCAAAAAUUACCAAAAAUUUAAAA